AUGGCCCCCGCACAACCCCGACCAUACCGUCGGAUAUUGACGUCCGCGUUACAUCGACGCUUCGUACAUGCAUCUGCACUUUCUCUCUUGAUUUGCUACGCUAUUGCAAUUUCAAUUGGUCACACAUCAUCCUUUCUCUGGGCAUGGUUUCCCCUCGGCUCGUGCGGUAUUCGCACUCUCAUGCUCUUUAUUUCAUCCCUUUCCAUCUUUGUCCUCCGCGUCGGUCAACUUCACAUCGGCUCCAGAACGGCUAAAUCAUCGCUUGGGACCUUUCAAUACCUCUUCCCCUGCAAAUUGCUCAAACAUUUGGCUGCUAGUGCGGAGCUUGAAAUGGUGAAACGGGGCAGAAUUCACGAGCGACCCACAUUGAACGAGCGACCCAUCUACAUUCACACCUAUCACUUACUUCUUGCCUGCACACAGGCAGUAUUCCACCUGUACUGCGACUAUGACCGUGUCCCCAUACCUGUGGCCAAGCGAACACUCGAAAAUGGCGAUAAACGCACCCACCCUGUGCCUCCGACUCUGGCAUACAUCCAAAGUGCCCUCCCUCCAAUGAUCGCAACCGGAUUAACAAGAAGUGCAGCCGUCGCUGCUUUGCUUCCCGUGGUCUACCCUCUGUUCUUCCGCCAGGCCGCAUGGAGCUGGUCAUUAUACUUCGCGAAGCUGUUUUGGAACUUCUCCCGGUCAUCUGCGCAGCCUAGUACUCUCCUGCUGACCCCGAGCUUUGUUCCUCUACUCAUUCGGACCUUCUUCUCGGGCUCGUUCCUAGUUCUGCUCUGGCAGUCGACCAACGUUUUCUUCUCGGUAUUUAUCGGCAAGGAACCAUUGAAGCGCGGCCAGCCUCUUACCGCUGAAGCCAAAGACCCCAACGGCAGUCUUAUCACUGGCUUGAAAGCCAAGAAGGAAGUCGCGAAAGCUUUCGCCUUCUGGGAGCUCAGUCUUAUCAGCCAGACUCUGCCCGAGCGUCGCAAGACAAUCUUCAACGAGAUUGAUCGCGAAGGUGGUUCCAGCUGGUCUCAAAUUGUCAGUUCUCUGACUGGUGUGAUCAAGGCUAUCCCGGACAGAAUUUCAGCAAGCAAGGCCCCUGCCCCAGGCGCUAAGCCACCAGCGCAAACCUCGCAGCCUGUUCUCCAGACUCUUCCCAAAUUGACGGAAGCACCCAAGACCGGCAACAUCUUCGCAGAUGCUCCUAAGGCAACCUCCCGGACAGACAAGUUUGGCGCCUCUUUUGGCUCGGCAGUCAAGUCCUAUGGUCAGUCUGCUGAUUGGACUCCUAUGGCGCGAGCUCGUGCUCGCCAAGUCUUUGACCAAGCCUCAUCCGCCAUGCUCAGCCCUGAGCGAAAACAAAAACUCAUCGCUACCUCGAAGGAGUUGAAGCUACUCACAGGUGGUCCUUCUGUCACUUACAAGCCCGAAGAUGUCCACCCAAUCAUUGCUCAGUUCCUCCGUUCACCAAUUGGCCAGCCUCUGCGUCAAACCUAUGCCCAACGCGCAUCAAACAUUGUCCUCGGCUCUCCCGAGUCCUCUCUGACUUUGGUCGUGGAUGCCAUCGACGCCCUGACUCAGCUUUUGAUUGCUAGUCUGGCAGAGGACCAAUACGGUCGGGUCCAGGCCGAUGUACCAUCUGUGAUUCGUCUCUUCACAGAAACAAUCGUGACUUUGGAACUUUUUGUUCACCAAGGUGGACUGGAUGCACACUGGACUGACGUAUACUUCCCACCAUCCAGCAAGCCCGAAGCUCAAGAAGAAGCACGAAAGGUUCCAGACAUCGAACUCCUGGUCGCUUCGCUGAAGAAUGGUCUUGGAGACUUGUUGAGCUCUUUCAAGCCUUACCUCCGUGAUAUCGGCAUUGAGGGUAGAGACCUCCGACUCGCAAAAGAAGCGGCUGGUGUCGAUGCGGAGGAAGAUUUGUUAUGA
Messenger RNA from Penicillium manginii, 1920 nucleotides. Its product is annotated as nucleoporin NDC1. Bases 1 to 1920 code for a protein of 639 amino acids. The record is from RefSeq and is a predicted model, not a curated record. Gene Ontology annotation, cellular component: spindle pole body; nuclear pore transmembrane ring. Gene Ontology annotation, molecular function: spindle pole body-nuclear membrane anchor activity. The transcript is spliced from 4 exons. Gene Ontology annotation, biological process: nuclear pore organization; spindle pole body localization. Lineage: Eukaryota; Fungi; Ascomycota; Eurotiomycetes; Eurotiales; Aspergillaceae.